GUGCUCUACAGCGGCGCUCCUGUAGAGAGCGGUAGACGGUCUGGAACUGAUCUGGGGCCAGCGAGCAGAGCUCUACUGUACAUGAGGAGGGUGGAGCGAGCCAGCGUCUCUUCUCAUUGCUCCCCCUGUCGUGGCAUCCCGUCCACAAGCCGCCUGAUCCUACACACCAAGGAGGACAACAUCUGAGCACCGACACGGUGGACGCGCGAGGAAAAGGGACCGGAAGCCCAAGUGCUUCGUCCGCGUUAAUCUGAAGAGCUCACGCCUCGGGAAGGACUAGACCGCGAGCCCGUCUGCAGCGCAGCGUGGAGCCUCGCACCCGACCGCUCUCCGUUUCCCUCCCGAACCCGACCCGGACCCACCCAGACCCCGCCGGAACGCACCGAACCCCGGCGUGCCGCCCAAAGACCCCGGCUGCCUGAGCGUCGCUGGACUGCAGCCUGCAGAUCAUUAACCCCCGCCGGGCCCACCGAUGCCUGGGAUCCAGAGCCUGCCUGGCUGUGAGGACCAGUACCAGUAGAGGGUCCAGCGUCUGAGGAGAACCGGCGAUCUCAGUUCAGGUCCUGCUCCCCCAGGAACCCGCGGCUUUCGUCCAGACACCCCCCCCCCCCCCCUCUGACAGCGGCAGAGCGUGCGGGCCCCCGAGCAGCACGGAGGGUCCGGUCCCUCUGGAGACCGCCUGGCUCCCGGGACCCUGCCAUGUCUCGCUGACCAGCCCUGCCCGACCAGCGAAUGACAAGCGAGCAUCCGAGGGUGGGGCCCGCCUCAGUCUCGCGUGAUUGGCCGCUGGAUGGAAUUCAGGUGAAUGGAACACAUGCCCAAGGAGCAGGACCCUAACCUAUCAGAGGGAGAUGAGAAACGGUGGCUCGAUGGCCCGAAGAGGAAAAGGAAGAACAGCCAAUGUUCGGUGAAGAGCAUGACUGGGUAUAUUCCCAGUUACUUAGAAAAGGAUGAACCGUGUGUGGUGUGUGGGGAUAAGGCCACUGGCUACCACUACCGCUGUAUUACCUGCGAGGGAUGCAAGGGCUUCUUCCGCCGGACCAUCCAGAAGAACCUGCACCCCGCCUACUCCUGCAAGUACGAAGGCGGCUGCAUCAUCGACAAGAUCACCCGCAACCAGUGCCAGCUCUGCCGCUUCAAGAAGUGCAUCGCCGUUGGGAUGGCGAUGGACCUGGUUCUGGACGACUCGAAGCGCGUGGCCAAGCGGCGGCUGAUCGAGGAGAACCGCGAGCGCCGUAAGAAGGAGGAGAUGGUGAAGACGCUGCAGAACCGGCCGGAGCCCACCGGCGCCGAGUGGGAGCUGAUCCAGCUGGUCACGGACGCCCACCGCCACACCAACGCCCAGGGCUCCCACUGGAAGCAGAAACGCAAGUUCCUGGCGGACGACAUCGGGCAGUCGCCGGCCGUGCCCGCCACCGACAGUGACAAGGUGGACCUGGAGGCGUUCAGCGAGUUCACCAAGAUCAUCACCCCCGCCAUCACCCGCGUGGUGGACUUUGCCAAAAAACUGCCCAUGUUCUCAGAGCUGCCCUGCGAGGACCAGAUCAUCCUGCUGAAGGGCUGCUGCAUGGAGAUCAUGUCGCUGCGCGCCGCCGUGCGCUACGACCCCGAGAGCGAGACGCUGACGCUCAGCGGCGAGAUGGCGGUGAAGCGCGAGCAGCUGAAGAACGGCGGGCUGGGCGUGGUGUCGGACGCCAUCUUCGACCUGGGCAAGAGCCUGGCGCAGUUCAACCUGGACGACACGGAGGUGGCGCUGCUGCAGGCCGUGCUGCUCAUGAGCUCAGACCGCUCGGCGUUGACCUCCGUGGACAAGAUCGAGAAGUGCCAGGAGACGUACCUGCUGGCCUUCGAGCACUACAUCAACUACCGCAAGCACAACAUUCCCCACUUCUGGCCCAAGCUGCUGAUGAAGGUCACGGACCUGCGCAUGAUCGGUGCGUGCCACGCCAGCCGCUUCCUCCACAUGAAGGUGGAGUGCCCCAACGAGCUCUUCCCCCCGCUCUUCCUGGAGGUCUUCGAGGACCAGGAGGUGUGACCGUGCGACGGCGGCGGCGGCGGCAGGGGGGGGGUGGUGGUGUCCCUGGAGACGCUGGAGGGGUUUUCUAAAGGAGGAAGCGAGAGCCGAACUUUUUUUUUUCCAUUUCACGUUCUAUCAGGAGUUAGGGCGGCACGGACGAACAGCGAAACACACCAACAGCCGGAGCGCCCCGACACACAACCACACACACACACACACACUCACUCACACACACACACACACACACACACACACACACACACACACACACACACACACAAACCUCUCUCUGUUUGUUUUUGUCUUUGUUGUUGGAAACGCGCACACAGACGCGCGCGUACAUAUACACACACUCCUCCACCCGUCGAUCCGGCUUCCCGUUAGCCCCCGUUACCCCCGGUUAGGGGCCUCUGUAGGAGCCCAUCUACGGGUCACUCCUGUGGAGGCCCUGCGUUAGGGAGCCCUCUUAGGGGCCCCGUGUCUUAUCUGGUGAUCGCAGCCAUUUGCCAAGACGCACACGUCUACAAACACACACACACGCACACACGCAAAUCACAGGUGCGAACAAACACACAUAGCUGCAACAUUUAGACUCUAGCAGGCGGGGUCCCUGCAUGGAGUUAUGGGGGAUUAAGGGGGGGUUGAGGGUAGGUUAAGGGGGGUUGAGGGCGGUGUUGUGGGCGGUUCAACAGUAGCAGCUCUCACCUGGAGACUCAACUCAACUCAAGUAUUGUUCCACUGCUUAAUUCGCCUUCGCUGGUGUCUAAACCGCCGAAGGCAGACAGGCCGCUACAACAAACACACACACGCGCACACACACACACACACACACACACACACACACACACACACACACACACACACACACACACACACACACACACACACACACCGCAAACGCAAACUGAGCCCUAUGUUCUUAGUUCUCAUAUUGUUGUCGUUGAGCCUUUGUUUUUUUUUUAAGUUGUUUAACUCCCGGUGCUAUAUAUUUAUGAAGCUACUCUAGUUAGACGACGUUGUGUUUGGUCAAACCUUUAUCGAAACAGAAAAGGCUCAGUAUCUACCUUCAGUUCAGUUCAUAGGACCAGUGCCUGUGAAACAAACACACAACAGAACACCGUUUACUCCACUCACACACGGACUCACACACACAGAGACACAUGAAGCAUUUCCUCAGCAAACCGUCAGGAAUCACAAGAGCUCCUCUCUCUCACCGAGCGGGGGGGGGGGGGUCACAGGAGUAUGUUGAGGGGGGUGGGAGGAGGGGAAGGAGAGGGAGAUGGAGAGAAAUAGCGGAGUAGUCGAUUCAGUGACAAAGGAAAGUCAGGAGUGAAUCCACGAUUCCCUCAGAAACUUGCCUUCAUUGAGGGUUUCAAGCGCAUUGCUGGCGGAUGUGCAGGGAAAUGUGGGCUAACACACACACACACACACACACACACACACACACACACACACACACACACACACACACACACACGCAUACCUGCAAGGACCCAUACACAAACACACGCAUGCACACACACAAACACAUACCUGCAAGGUACCACACACACACACCUGCAAGGACCCAUACACACACUUUUUAUAAUGUGUCCGUCGCAGACGUGCAGACACAUUGACAGAAACAGCAUCACCUCAGAAUAACUCGAAUGCCUCAUGUGUACGCAGCGCACCCGCGUAUAUAUCACCGCCCUGCAGGGUACGUGGAAAAGGCCCUGCACGGGGUCCGAGCUCAGUGACGCCCCCCCAGGCCUCUGCACACACACGCACACACACACACACACACACACACACACACACACACACACACACACACACACACACACACUUCCACCACAGGCAUCCCCAAUAAGCAGGCAACACGGCCCAGAACGGCUGGCAAAUUACCUCAAAUACCUGGCCGGGCCCUCCAGGCCGAGACGCCAGUAUUGGCCCCCCUCCUGUGGUGUCAGGUUCUACCUCAACUCUCUGGACACACACUCACACACACAGACGCACACACACACACACACACACACACUCUCCACCAUAGUUAGACGUACACAUCGCUGUGCAGAGCGUGGCAUGGGAUGCGAUCUACCUCCGUAGAUCGCCAAAGACAUCGGUGACAUCAGUCGGUUGAAGUUCAACACCACUGUAGAAGACGGGGUCCCUACGCCCUGGGGGGUCCGGCCCUACGCCCCGGGAGCGGUACUCACCCUUCAGGUUCUCUCUUUGUCCAACGGGACCACGGAAUCUGGGUCCCAUUGUCUUUAUUUUCUGCAAGGAGCAGAGUGGGACGGUUGGCAGUGGCCGACGGACUCCGACCGGAGCCAUCAUCACGCCCGGCGCGACCACGUCCGUAGAUUAGCAUGCUUCGGGAAAACCUAGGGGGUGAUUCGACGGAACGUCACGGCGGUCCCGACGUCGACUAAAGAUGGCUGCCAUUGAUGUCGAUGAUAGCGUUGCCAUUGAAGCGGGCGUCGGCUCCGGCGGGACGGGACGGGACGGGGGGGGCGGGCGUUAUGCGCCCACCCCCCCCCGUUGUGCAGCAGUCCCUCGUCGAGUGUCAUGCACUUUAGGAAUGCGUAUGGCGACGAUAUCACUCAUUCCCUGGCAGAUGUCUUAAGUGUGCGAGCCGAACGAUGGUGAAGAAUGUUGAGGAAGAACCGGGAGUGUCUUCCCGCUCCGCCGCCGGCCGCGCUGGGGGGGGGGGGGGGGGGGGGGGCGUGGUGGAGGAGAAAAGCAACCCACGGGCAAGGCAGCGCCGGGAACCCGGGGAUUCAGACCAGCAAUCCCCCCCCCCCUAAAGGUUGACGUGCUUUGACCUUUAGGAACACCCUGCUGGGAGCCCAUGCCCCCCCCAACACUCCUAAGACCUGCCCCUGGCCCCACCCGCCCCCCCAAUCCGGACACCAGCUUUUAAACGGCGGUGGUGUCGUCACUGCCCCCCCCCCCCCCCCCACCCCGAGACUUUAGCACUUACUGCAGUGGUCCUCGCCUCUCCAACCCCCCCACCAGCGAGACGCUUCCUGUUUACUUCCUGUGUCUGAUCCCGGGAGCUUCGUUUCCAUGGCGACCCAACCAGCUCUGUCUAACAGAGGCCAGCGGUCCGAAACCGGGACGAUCAGUGGUAGACCCAAACGAACGCGGAGGGGAGGAGCCUCUGGGGUUCUAAAUACCUGGCCCCUCGAUCUCAAAGAGCCCCUCGAUCUCAAAGAGCCCCUCGAUCUCAAAGAGCCCCUCAAUCUCAAAGAGCCCCUCAAUCUCAAAGAGCCCCUCAAUCUUAGCCCCCAGCCCCACCCAACCCCAAAGCAGCACCAAUCACCUUUCUCCCUGAUUCCCCCGACCCCCCCUCCCUGAGGCUGGAGCCACCGAGUUGGUCCAGAAGCACUACAAGCAGAAGGAGGUUCCAGAAGGAGCACCGGUCAUACGCGUCCCUUGUGAAACAAGGGGGGGCGUGGCUCUGGUGGAAGGGGCGUGGCUCUUAGCAGGGGAGUGAAGAGAGAGAUCGUGAAUAGAGGGGGGGAGGAACCUCUCAAACUGGGGGGGGAAACCUCAAAAGGGCCGACCUCUGACCUCUGGUGCGUGUGUGUGCAUGUGACCUUUAGGAGCUAAAACGCUGCUUUACGGUCGGGAGUUUGACUUCUCGCAGAGGGAAGGAAACAUGAACGUAUGAGAAAUGACUACGAAACCAUAAAGAAAAUCAAAAGAUAAGACUUUUCUGAAAACAAGGACUCCUGAUCAAAGGCUUGGAGAUUAUGCUUUUUUUUUUUAUUAAUGUUUUUUUUUGUUGUCGUUUGAUUUCAUUGCUACAACUGCUCUGUGUGAUAGAAAAAAAUAAGGAGGAUCUCACUUUUUGACCAUGCGUGCAGUGUAACAGGAACCUUCACCUCUUUUCCACCGGUUUGGUUCGUCUCGAUAAGCUGAUUAAUCUCUCGUCUGUCCGUGUGAUUGUCCGUCCUCUUUACCAAGUGGAUUUAUAACCGACAAAAACAGGAAUAUUUUCUUUUUUUUUAUAUAAAUAUAUAUUUGUUUCCUUUUUUUAAAAUGAAAGACAACUCUGGAAAAAAAAAAAAAACAGGAAAAAAACGAUGCAAACGAAACAAACACAAAAAGAAUGUAAAAAAAAAAAAAAAAAUCUUACAAAAUCUAAAAACAAAACAAAAAAAAUGGCAACCGAUCUUCUCAUACCUCACACAACUCGAAACUCAGAGGAACCAGGGCCGUCGCUCUGCAGGCACAUGUGGAAGUGGAAUAAUGCAUCAAAACUUAAAGAUCUAUAUAUCUAUAUGGAUGUCUAUAUAUAUAUAUAUAUAUAUACACAUCGGUACAGGGAAAACGUAUGUGGAGUUGAUAUGUGCUUGCGGAGCAAAUGCGUAGAUGACAAGAGGACUCCUCUCUCCAGCUCGGCCGCGGGCCCCUCAUUAAAGACCCUUAGACCAACGGCUUACACCGAGCACACCUCCACCGAUCUGGAAGGCGAGUCGACAGCCCUCGGUGAGGCCCCCGACCCUCUGGAGAGACGGUCCUCUUGGGCAGAGUGUUUUCUGGUAUUGAAUGUAGCAGACUGGGCUGGUUCUGAGACCAGCAACCCCUCGACCUCAUUUCCACACACCAGCAAAACCAGACUGUGGUGUCACUUGAUGUUACAACAAACGUAUGACUAGGACUGCAUCGCUCCAACCUCAUGGUGCAAUAAGAUAUUGGUUGGGUUUUUUGUUCAGCUGUUGUUGUUGUUGUUUCUCCUCUUUCUGUUUUUUCCAUUUUGGCCAUAACCAAGGAUGUAAAUACAGCAAAAUGAAAGGUAAAAGUCAGUUCAUGUUACAACAAAGUAUGCAACAUUCACACGGAAACAGAUGUGGUGUAAACAAGACUAAUUACCGUUAACGCCAUCUCGGGAGGAUUUACAAUUGGACGUGUUUUUCUCAUACUCUGUACCUGUGCUUGUCUGCUUGUGCGUUGUGCACGCAUGCUAAUGACCCUUCAGCCCGUGUAACAUUAAUAUAAAUCACGUUGCUCAUUGCAAAGUGAUGCCCCCACACACCCCUGCAGAGCUCCAGUCUCACCAUCGUGUUGUACUUCCUGCCCCGCGGGAAGGCCUAAAAUGUGUUUUCAGUGAAACCUAAUGUAGUUCUUUGAUACUGACAAUGUGAGUGGUGUGCAUCUAAUGUUAAAGGCGUCACUUUGUAGUUCUUUUGUCUAAUUCCAAACAGUUGGUGCCUCAUAGGUGUUCAUUUUUCUUUGUUGGAUUUGUUCCCCCCCGUAGUUCUCACCUCGACCUCAGUUAAGCUACAAACAGCUCCCCCCCCCCCCCAUAUCAUAGAGAUAAGCCCACCCCUCCCUCUCUUACCCCCAGCAGUAAGACCCACCCCAACCCCCCCCCCCCCCCCCCCCACGUCUGAAGGUUGGGACUGAUGGUUGACUUAUAUUAUAUGAUGACAGAUUGUUAACAAUGUUGGGUGUGGUUGUGUUUCACCCCACCCUAAUGCCAAAUGUUAGUUUGUAAGGACAUGCAUGUAGCAAUAUGUCUAUGCAAUUCUCCUCCACCCUCGUCUCAGAGGAAGGCCGCUUGGUUUAGCACCACCACCUCACCUGGUGGUGGUGGACGAAGGCGUCUGAUAGGGCCCAGCCCUACUAGACUCUGGCUGGGGCGCUGGGGAAAUACAAAAAGGUGUUGUUUCAUGUAAACUGCUACAAAAGUGAUGUUUGAGUGUUUUGAUUUUUUUUUUGUUGUGUGUGUGUGUAUGUAAUUGUGUGUCUUAAUUUGGGUAUGAUUUGUGUGCGCUUCAUUCAUUGGUCGUUGUUGGUCGUGCUAACUCAUGCGGUACCUGGCUCCCCCAAAGUUUGAACAAGACCAGUGGUCCUAUUGGCUCUUUCUUAUAGUGAGUAGUUAGAUGAAGUGUGUCCCAUGGCCAAACGAAUGUAAUGCCAUAUUGUGUAUUCUCAGCGGAUUGUGGAUGAUGAUAACAGAUGGAGUGACCUUUGACCUCUCCCGAGGAACCCCCUGCGCCAAUCAGAUUAACCAAAUUUCCCUUUAAGUGUUUAACGUAGUUAAACGAUCUACGGGGAAAUAUAAAGCACCCUGUGGAUUCUAAUCCUAGCACUAUGAUGACAUUGCACUCUAAGCACGUCCAACCUAGUAGGUUUUUUUAUCAAGAAAAAGAUUUGAACUGUAGUGUGGAAAUCUGAUUUUUGCUCAACCCAAACUUUUUAUAAAUAUAUAUAUACAUAUAUUCCAGAAGAUUUUGUAAUGAAAUGCGAAAGAGUUAAAAAAUGCAAUUCGGCACAUCUCCUGGUCUUGUCAAAAUAAGAGCGUGAUAUUUGCCUCCUUGCUCUUAAAGGCACCCAUCCACGUGAGCAUCAGUUAGCACAAAGGCCACGCCCCCCCCCACACAGCCACACACACACACGCGCUCAAACGAGGGCUUUUUUCUUUUGUUAAGGAAAGCUAUUGAAGGAUUCUCUCAGGUUAAAAAAAAAAAGAAACUUUUUCUAAUAAAUGAUGAACCUUAGAUGAACCUCCAUUGUUAACUCCUCUUUUUGUCUUCAGUUUUUACGAUUGGGGCGCAUCACGUCCUGCUUCUCCUCCCAUGUCCCCGUCCCCCCUGGCGCCACUCCCCGAUUGGCUGGGAGAUAGCGUGACUCAUGGGAGCCGAGGGGAGGGAUUCAGACCAGCGUUGUUCUCUGCAGACUGUUUAGGUUUGGCUCUGUGUGCACGAGUGUGUGUGUGGGCGAGUGUGUUUACCGGGGUCACUGAUCCAACUCCAGCUUCCCCUUCACGGCUUCAUCCCGCAUGCUGCACACUCACAUGCCCCCCUCCCCCUGGCAGACCCCCCCCCUCCCCCUCUGUCCCCCCCGUCUCCCCGUGAAGGCUUAGUUAUGGUUGUACGUUGACGCAACGCAGGGGGGUUUACCGACCCAUUACGUCCGUGCGGACCCUCCUUACCUUCACCGUCAGGGCUUGACGUGCGCCUCCCAAAAACGUUAACCUUGCGUUGAGGCGACGCAGUAGCAAGGGCUGUGAUUGGUCCGCUCGCUGAAACCCGACGCACAACCAAAACAGGUUCAGCGACUGCGUCCAAGCGACUGCAUGGUCAUUGCGUUGCGUUUGACGUCCAACCGGUCGCCGGGCGUCGCCAUGCUGGUUAUUGUUGGCUCACGGUCGCACGCGCCUGACUCCAAGCCAGUGAGCCCCCCCACCAGCCCGGGAGCUCUCACUUGUACCCCUCCCAUCUCACCGCGACGCUUCCUGUUGUCUGACUGCUCAGAGGAAGCCUGCGCACACAACAGGCUGACGCACAUGUGGGCAUGCGGGCGAACCAGUGUUUACGUCAGUGUGUGUGUGUGGUGUGUGUGUGUGUGUGUCCUGCCGUGUCCCCCUGACCCUUGUCUGAUGAAGCCCGUCCCUCAUAAGCACUUUGUGAGGCCAGCCGCGGGACUGUCCGGUCCGAGAGACCCCUCAGAGAUUAGUGUUGCCCUCCUGAAGAAUGUAACCCACACUGCGGGCAGUCAUCUGAGGUGAGGCGGGUUUAGAGACGGGUUGAGCAGCGGGUGAGCCUGGGAUUAUAUUUAAUGAGGCCUUAGCAUGCUAUAGGGAUGUUAGGAACACUGCAGGGCUCAGCCCUAAACAUAGAAAUAAAGUUUUAACAAGAAGAUACAUCCAAACAGGUCAUUAUCUCAUUACCUUUAAGGCUGUGUCUCGGGAACGCAGCCCCUAACUGUAGUGUCUGCGGCUCCGGGCUACAGCUAUAUGUAGUCUGUGGUGAAAGAGGCACCAGAUACACAUUCGCAUGACAUUUAAUUUACGAGUAAAGUUAUACUUUACAAGAAUGCCUUGCUGCACUCACUGUCAGAAAAUAUGAUAUAACAAAAGAGAGAAUCUUGUCUUUGAAGCAGAGAGACGGCCUCCACAUUAUGAACGAAGGCGGCUCGCUCCGUCGUUAGUUAAAGGGCCCGAGACACAUCGACCCUCCAAUGAAACGUUCCCUUAACAUAUCAGGUUGGAAUAAAUGUCAUAUUUGAGUGGUUCAGCGGGCCUGGGGAGUUAUUUAAACCAAACCCAAAUGUCCCAGCCAGCUCGUAAAGGACUCAGUAGGUCUUCAGAUAUUCAUGUGGAUCCGUUCUGCCCACACGUGAACUCUGCACGUUCGCUAGUAAAACGUAGAAUCAAUGGGAUGCUUUUAUAACGGGGGGGGGGGGGGGGAAUCACAUGCCUUGACAGCAAAGAAUGUACGAAAAUAACUCCCCUCAGGAAAACACAGAGAGACGGGAAGUGGAAAUAUUUUUGAUGAUUAUAUAAUGAGCGAUAUGAGAUUUGCGUGCCAGAGUAGUAAGUAUGCUCACUUUCGGGGGUCCAAGGGUUUGGGAGGUUAUGGGGGUCAGACGUUCUCAGGUUGGUGAGGCUGGGGGGUUAUGGAGGUCGGGGGGGCCGGGGUGAGUCAGAAGUUCUCAGGUCGAUGAGGGUGGGGGGGUUAUGGGGUCCGGGGAUUCGGGGGGCUAGGGCGAGUCAAGUGCUCAGGUCGGUCGGGCUGGCCUCAGAAGGUGCUCUCUGCUCCUCAUCAUCAUGUGAACUCUUGUGUUCCCGUCAGAACCUCUCCCCCCUCCCGCAGUGUGUCCCGUGUAAUGCAUGCAGACCCGAGGGGAACCCAACGGCCCUGGGCCCCAGCGGAGAGUGGUGGAAUACAAACUACCCAGACUCUCACAGCAGGGCCGCUGGAAAUACGGCAUUAAAUGACCUCCCGGCGUUUAAAAACCGCCUUCGCAGAAUUGAAUACUACUUGGCUGCCAGUGAAAACUCAAUUUGUAUUCAUUUAUACAAGCGAGCACAUCUACAUAGCGCGGCUCCAAGCGAUCUCCCGGCGGCGGGAACCUCCUCCCGCUAAACGGGAAUUAGAAAUGUGCAACAAAGAGGGAGAUAAAUGCACUUCAGUCCCUGAUAAACGCACUUCAGUCCCUGAUAGAGUUCACUACACACAAGCACACAAUACACCACACACAAGCUUGCGAUACACUGCACACAGCCACACAAUACCCAACCACGCAAUUCAUUACAACAAGCAGCUGUGACCCGUUGCCCUGUUGUGUUUAAUUUGAAACCGAUGACAUCACAUCCGAGUCAUGUGACCCCCUGUGGACACGGGAAGCAUCGGGAAUGCAUUCUGGGACAUACCAACACUUUUCCCAAAUUCCGUGCAGAACAUCGCCCCCUCUGGUGUCGGUGGCGACACGUGGGACUGCAGAAUGCGCAUGCGCCCACCAGUCUGUGAAUGCUCGGCAUGUUUCAAACACCAGCAGAGAAACCGUUUGAAACGCAUGAAAUGAAAUUGUGUCGCAUCGCCUCAAACACAACGCAUAGAAGGAGAUCCCACGCCAACCUAUACUCUGUCUGUCUUCAAGCCCCUGCUGCAUCUGGUCCGAGGUCAGUCCUAGGUCAGCAUCUGGCCCUAGGUCAGCUUCUGGUCCCUGGUCAGCAUCUGGCCUUAGAUCCUAGGUCAGCGUCUAGUCCUAGGUCAGCGUCUGGUCCUAGGUCAGCAUCAGGCCCUAGUUUCAGCUUCUGGCCAUAGAUCAGAAUCUGGUCCUUGUUCUAGACUGAACUGUAUUUGUGUCUGUUUAAUUGCUUUUAUUCUUCUUUUUGUUCACUGACCAAUAUAAAAACAGGGAGGGAGGGAGGAAAAUUUCAACGAUAUGUCAAUAAUGUCGUUCAUUACUGUCACUUGUAAAUUUCCAAUGUUCACUUCUGGGGUUCUGCUUUUCCAUCCACCUCUUCAAAUGUUCAUGCGUCUGGGAUACUGGGCCCGAACAGUGGGCUACCAGUGACAUACCAGUAACAUACCACUAGCUGAUGAUAGACGGACUCUCAGGUUGUAGUCAGUCAGUAGUUCUGUCUUUUAUCAAGGUUCCCCUGAUGUGCUCUGAGGAACGGGUCUAGAGAAGACUCGGGUGUAGAGAAGAGCUCAUUUCAUGGAGGUUUACGGAUUCACAGCCAAAGGGGGGAACUAACCCAGAGAUGAGCCUGUUCCUGGGGGUGAGGUGAGAAUGCGGCGGAGGAGAAUACAGAGGUUUUGAUAAGGUGGUCUGAUGGACGCGGCUGCAUGCGGCCGUCAAGACUUACGAGAAAAGGAAUCGUCUGUUUUUCAAAAGCUGAAGUCAGGAGAUAUCUUUUUAUAUUUUUUUAAGCCCUACCGUUUCGUAAGAGCGGUGUUUUCCACACCAGCCGUUACACUGAGUUGCAGGAACAUUUAUCCAGUCACAAUUGAACAUCUUUCAACGACAAAUGUGAUGUGUACUGGUUUUCAGCCCCGCCUCCGGACCAUUCCCAGUAGAGCUGAACCAACACUAGAAACCACCGCAAUGUCAACUGGGAUCAGAACUUGUGCUUUAGUUUCCUUUACAAUUUGUGGAUUAUUUUACUUUUUCUUUUUUUUUUUACAGAUGAAGUCACUUCUUGUAUAAAUGUAAAGCAAAUAAACAAUAUUCAGGAAUCAUACCCUUCAAACACCGCAGCGAAUCAAAGCAGGACUUGCAACUUCCUCAACAACUCUGGGUUAAGUAACACACAUCGGAAUCCUUCCGAAUAAUCGACUGUGAUCUUCUGUGUUCCACCACCCACACCUCCCUCACAACGCUCUCCUCCUCUCUGGAGCUACACCUCCAUCCCCCCCCCCCCCCCCCCCCCCCCCCCCCGCCUUACCCUGUGCUCCUCAGUCAUUUGUCUAGUGGGUGGUGUGAUGUCUGGUUUCAGUUUCUGUGUUCUGUGGGGUGGGCUUCUCACAACGGGUCCUGACAAUCAGCGUGUUUGUAAAUGUCAUAAGAAUUGUGGGAUUUUCAAAUCUUUGUUCAUGGUCAGGAUUUUAAAGGAAGAUAUUUUUAUGGUAAUUGUCGCUGGUCUAUUUUACUAUAUAUUUAUGUAAUAAAUAUGUGACUAAAUUUAUAUUUGAAUGUCUUGUUGGUCUGAUAUUGCUUUUGGACAAGCUUCUGCUUUGUGUAGGGCUCCUCCUGGAAACUUUCAAUUAAUUCGAUAAUAAAUUACCUCACUAAAUCAA
Gadus morhua (Atlantic cod) is the source of this 13041-nucleotide messenger RNA. RefSeq names its product thyroid hormone receptor alpha. Bases 806 to 2035 code for a protein of 409 amino acids. Gene Ontology annotation, molecular function: RNA polymerase II cis-regulatory region sequence-specific DNA binding; nuclear receptor activity; zinc ion binding. Gene Ontology annotation, cellular component: RNA polymerase II transcription regulator complex. NCBI's taxonomy places the organism in Eukaryota, Metazoa, Chordata, Actinopteri, Gadiformes, Gadidae. The record is from RefSeq and is a predicted model, not a curated record. Gene Ontology annotation, biological process: cell differentiation; retinoic acid receptor signaling pathway; positive regulation of transcription by RNA polymerase II. The transcript is spliced from 11 exons.